Hypanus sabinus (Atlantic stingray) is the source of this 6954-nucleotide messenger RNA. It is a transcript of the gene acox3, whose product is annotated as acyl-CoA oxidase 3, pristanoyl. NCBI's taxonomy places the organism in Eukaryota, Metazoa, Chordata, Chondrichthyes, Myliobatiformes, Dasyatidae. The record is from RefSeq and is a predicted model, not a curated record. Gene Ontology annotation, molecular function: FAD binding; fatty acid binding; pristanoyl-CoA oxidase activity. The transcript has 18 exons. Gene Ontology annotation, biological process: lipid homeostasis; fatty acid beta-oxidation using acyl-CoA oxidase. Gene Ontology annotation, cellular component: peroxisome. Bases 109 to 2214 code for a protein of 701 amino acids.
GUCCGAGUUCCCUCCACACUGAGGGGCGGAAGAGGUUGAGCCAUUGCAGCUGUGACUUUUGCUUCGGGAGUUAGAGGCGCUGCGCGACUGACACACCUUAAAGCAGAGAUGAGUGCUACCAAUCCUCCAGAAAGUGAUACGAAGGAAGAUACAUUCGAUUUUCUGCUGCCAGAUUUUCCCAAAGGUCCACUGGAUUUAUAUCGGAAAAGGACUUCCUUUAAUUGGAAGGAAUUGUCUCUGUUUUGGGAAGGAGAAGAAGUUAUCAGAGUGAAGAAAAAAAUAUUUAGAGCUCUAGAAAAUGAUCCACUUUUUGCUCAUCAGUCUGAAGAUCUCUCUGUGGAAAAAUAUCGAGAGCUGACUUUCCUUCGCUACAAAAGACUGUUUGAAUAUGACUUUUGCACCUUAGAAGAAGCGUCUCAAAACCCUCUGAGGUUUCUUGCAUUUGUUGAAUCUUUAAAUAUGUAUGACCUGUCACUCAUGGGCAUGAACACUCUAAGUAAUCACCUGUUUUUAGGUACCAUUGUUGGUGCGGGAUCUCAAAGACAUCAUCAAUGGGUACAAAAAAUAAGUGAUAUGGAGGUAUUUGGAUGCUUUGCAUUGACGGAGUUGAGCCAUGGCAGCAAUACCAAGGCCAUUAGAACAACAGCCAGAUAUGAUCCCGCCACUCAGGAAUUUAUCAUCAAUUCUCCUGACUUUGAAGCAGCCAAAUUCUGGGUUGGGAACAUGGGGAAAAAUGGCACGCACGCUGUAGUAUUUGCCCAGCUUUACACACCUGAUGGAGUUUGUCACGGACUUCAUGCUUUUAUUGUUCAGAUCAGAGACACCAAGACCCUGUUUUCAAUACCUGGAAUAAUAGUUGGAGAUAUUGGAAAGAAGAUAGGAUUCAAUGGUGUGGAUAAUGGAUUUAGUCUGUUCGACAAUGUUCGGAUUCCUCGGGAAAAUCUGCUCAACAGAAAUGGAGAUGUGACGCCGGAAGGAAAUUAUGUAACUUCGUCGAAGGACUCUGGUCAUCAGUUUGGAGGACUGUCCUUCGGUAGAGUGGGAGUAAUGGGAAUAGCUGUGACACAUCUUAAGCUCAGCCUGACAAUUGCUAUUCGCUACUCGGCAGUGCGUCGUCAAUUUGGGCCGACGGAUCAUGAAGAAGUACCCGUGCUUGAAUAUCAAGUGCAGCAAUGUCGUCUUAUUCCCUAUUUGGCAGCCACCUAUGCAUUGGACUUCUUUGCCAGGUCACUUUUCAUGACCUGCGUUGAAUAUCAAAUGAAACGUUUGAUGAAGUUAAAGAGUAAAAAUCAGGUCGAGGUUGGUAAAGAAAUACAUGCAUUGACCUGUGCAGCUAAAGCUCUCAGUUCAUGGACAGCUCAGCAUGGCAUUCAGGAGUGCCGCGAAGCUUGUGGAGGUCAUGGCUGCCUUGCCAUAAAUCGUCUUGGGGACGCUAGAAAUGACAAUGACCUCACCUGUACUGUUGAAGGUGACAAUAAUGUCUUGCUGCAGCAAACAAGUAACUACCUUCUUAAUUGGAUGAAAGAUAAACAACAAGAGAAUGUUGUCAUCGCAUCUCCUUCACAGUCUGUCGGCUUUCUGGAAGAUUUCGAUGUUAUUCUUGGCCAAAAAUUCACAUCAACUACGGCAGAGUGUCUGGAUUCUUCAGUUGCAUUGGCGGCAUACAAAUGGCUAGUCUGCUAUCUAUUACGUGAGAGCUGCAUAAAACUAGAUGAUGAAAGGAAUUCGGGGAAAUCAGACUUUGAGUGCAGUAACAACUGUCAGGUGUAUAAUUGUGUAUCACUGGCAAUAGCCUUCAUCGAGCACAGCGUGUUGCAAAAGUUCCAUGAUUUUGUUCAUAGUACCAGCACCCCAGUUCACUUACAGCCUGUGUUGAAACAGCUUGCUUCCUUGUAUGGUCUGUGGUCUCUUAACAAACACAUAGCUGUCCUAUACCAAGGGGGAUAUUUCUCGGGUGACAAGCCUGCAAAGAGUUUGCAGAAUUCUGUUCUAAACCUCUGUGCUCAGCUGAAGAAUGACUCGGUGGCAUUAGUAGAUGUCCUUGCCCCGCCUGACUUCAUUCUGAAUUCGCCAAUUGGAAAAGCAGAUGGAGAGAUUUAUAAGAACCUGUGGGCAGCAGUCCUUCAAGACAAGAAUGCACUUGAGAGACCACCGUGGUGGGCCGAAUUUUGUACCAAUAAGCCUUCUGUUGGAAGCUUGAAGUCCAAACUCUAAUAAAUCUUUCAUAGAAACAUGUAUCAAUAAACCAAAGUGUAAUGUGCCAUCAUGAUGAUUAUCAUUUUACAUGAUUAGUCUGUGAUUAAUUGAUUACAUUCACAGAAGAUUUACAUGAGUAGUGAAACAAAGAGUACAUUAUGCAAUAACUGCUCCAUAAGACCAUAAGAUAUAGGAGCAGACUUAGGACAUUUAGCCCAUUGAAUCUGCUCUACCAUUUCAUCAAGGCUGAUCCAAUUUCCUUCUCAGCCUUCUCCCCAUGAUCCUUCACUCCAUGACCAAUCAAGAAUCUAUCAUGGUCUGCCUUAAAUAUAUAUAUAAAGGCUUGAACUCCACAGCUGCCUACACCUCAGGGAAAAGACUGCAAGGCUUGGGAGUAUCAAUUUGUUAAUUUCUCAACCUUAACAUUAGUUGUAAACGAAAGAAAAUUCUAUUGUGAAGUGUUGUUGUUCAGGGGAGAUGUAAAUUAGUUCUUAGGUUAAUCUGGGUAUCGGGAUUCCUCAGCAAUGUGGUGGAAUGGGAAAAGGUUGACUUCACUGCAUUCAAAUUAGUAGCUGCACUUUUCUCAUUAAUGUUAACUGAGUGGAUUUGAAGUACGUUAGGAUCUCAAAUCUAGAGUAUUUUGGGAACUGGUGGAAAGUACGUGAACAGCAAUUGUUGUAAAGUACGGUAAUGCAAGUCUGUUCUUUUGCAUUUUCAAUCACCCUCAACGUUGCUAACAUUGCUAACAUGGAGAUCAAGAAUAAUGUCAUUUAAAGAUUAAAUCUAACUGCACUUUCCUAUUGUAAAGCAUUUUAUGUUUGUUUUUCUGUUUGAUUCUGGAUUUGUGGUUAACCUUUAUAAAGCUUGUACUUUGUGUGCUAACAGUACUACUGUAGCGGUGUGCUACACGCAGCGCUAAAAUAACGACACGGAGUCGGUAAACUGCAAUUAAGGAUGAUUUUAUUCGAACUUCACAGCCUUGCUUUAAAGCCUCCCUCAUCCCACCCUCCCCGGGCGCGGAUGCUCCAAGGGACACGUACUCACAAACCCCCGCAGGCUUUUCCCCUUUGUUGCGGACCUGGCCUUUGUGCCUGCACGCUGGCUAUUUGUGAGCCGGUUCGAGUGCUCUAGGAAGUGGGUCGCCACACUAACAUGGGGACGAAUAUUCUUGUGAGCAGAUUUACUGGAGCUGCUGGGAGUGGUUUAAACUAAUAUGGCAGGGGAUGGGAACCAGUAUGAUAGAGGUGAGAAUGAGCCAGCAGGUUUACAAGUGGGUGCAACAUGAAUGUAAGGAAGGACAAGCCAAUGAUUGGAUAAAAACACAAUCAGAGCAAAGAGUUAAAUUGUACUACAGAGGCAAAUUUAAAAGGGGCGAAGAAUGUAGGACUGAAGGUGCUGUAUUUAAAUGCCUGUAGCAUUCUGUAUAAGGUGGAAUAACUCAUGGUGUAAUUGGAGUUUGAUUGUUAUAAUGUUAUGGACAUCACUGAGUUGUGGCUGAAAGAAGGCCAUAGUUGGGAGCUAAAUAUCAAAGGAUACACUUUGUAUCAAAAGGACUGGCAGGAAGGCAUAGUCAGUGGUGUGUCUCUGUUGGUAAGAGAUAGAAUUACAUCUUUAGAAAGAAGUGACACGGUCAGAGAAUAAUGAAUCUUUGUGGGAGGAGUUAAAAAACUUCAAUGGUGAAAAAAAAAGUGGGAAUUAUAUAUAGCCCUCCAAAUAGUACCAAGUUGGGGGGUUAAGAUUGCAAAAGGAGCUGGAAAAGGUAGGUAACAAAGGUAAAGACACAAUUGUAACGGGGAACUUCUAUAUGCAAGGGACUUGGGAAAAUCAGGUUAAUGUCAGAUCGCAGGAGAGGGUGUUUGUUGAAAGAUGCCUUUUUAGAGCAGCUUGAGCUUGAGCCUACUCAGGGGAAAGGCUAUUCUUUGAUUGGGAUUUGUGUAUUGGGGAGCUUAAUGUAAAGAAACUGUUGUAACAUGAGUAUUAUUAAAUGUAAGUUAAUACUAAUCGGGAAGCUGUUGGUAGCAGGAGGUGGGAUCCGGGGUUGGCGGGGUCUUUACUUCCGCUCUUUUUACUCCCAGUAUGCAUUGUAUACAGUUCCACCACCCAGGCCGCACGAGGUACCUGGAAGCCUCUGUUGUAAAUAUCAUUUGCCGUCCCAGAUAAAGAUGCUCUUUUGGCCAUCAAGUUGUCGAGUGGUCUUUUUGUAAAGUAGAAGCUACCACAGAAACCCUGAGGAGGCAGUGAUCAUAAUAGGAUUGAAUUCACACUGCAGAUUGAGAGGGAGAAGCGUAAGUCACAUCUAUCAGUAUCACAAUGGAAUAGAGGGAAUUCCAGAGACAUGAGAGAGGAGCUUGCAUAGGUGGAUUGGAGGAGGAUACUGGUAGAGCAGAAAUGACUGAAGUUUCCGGGAAUAGUUCACAAGGCGCAGGAUAGAUAUGUCACACAGAAUACAAAGCUCUCAAAUGGCAGGGCUAGCAAACUGUGGCCGACAAGGGAAUUAAGGACUGCAUAAAAGCCAAGGAAAGGACAAAUGAAGUAGCAAACUUCAUUGAGUGGGAAGCUUUUAAAAUCCAACAAAGGGCAACUAAAAAGGCUGUAAGAAUGGAAAAUAUGAAAUAUGAGGGCAAACCAACCAAUAAUAUUACACAGGAUACCUAAAGUUUAUUCAGUUAUAUAAAGAGUAAAAGGGAGGUGAGAGUUGAUAUUGGACCACUGGAAAAUGAUGCUGGUGAGGUAGAAAUGGGUGAAAGGAAAUGACAGAUAAACUUACUAAGUACUUUGCAUCUGUCUUCACUGUGGAAGACACUAGCAGUGUGCCAGAGGUCUGUGAGUGUCAGGGAGCAGGAGUGAGUGCCACUGCUAUUACAAAGGAAAAAGUGCCAAGCAAACUCAAAACUCCUAAGGUGGAUGUCACCUGGACCAGAUGGACUACAUCCCAGAGUCCUGAGAGGUUCCUGAAGAGAUGACAGAUAUAUUGGUCAUGAUCUUUCAACAUUCUCUUGAUUCUGGCAUGGUUCCGGAGGACUAGAAGAUUGCAAAUGUCAUUCCACUCUUAAGAAGCAAGGAAGGCAAAAGAAGGGAAAUUAUACACCAGUUAGCCUAACCUCAGUGGUUGGGAAAGUGUUGGAGUCUAUCAUUAAGGAUGAGGUUUUGGGGUACUUGGAGACUAAUGAUAAAAUAAGUCAAAAUCAGCGCGAUUUCUGUGAAGGGAAAUCUUGCCUGACAAAUCUGUUGGAGUUCUCCGAGGAAAUAACAAGCAAGGUGAACAAAGCUGAGGCAGUGGAUGUCAUUUACUUGGAUUUUCAGAAGGCAUUUGAUAAGGUGCCUCACAUGAGGCUGCUUAACAAGAUAAAAUCCUGUGGUGUUACAGGAAAGAUACUGGCAUGGACAGAGGAAUGGCUGGCAGGCCAGGAGGCAGUGAGUGGGAGUAAAGGGGGCUGUUUCUGGUUGACUGCCGGUGACUAGUGGUGUUCCUCAGGGGUCAUUAUUGGGACCGCUAUGUUUUACAUUGUUUGUCAAUGAUUUGGAUAAUGGAAUUCAGAUUCAGAUUCAGUUUAUUGUCAUUUAGAAACCACAAAUGCAAUGCAGUUAAAAAAUGAGACAAUUGAUGUAUUUGUGGCAAAGUUUGUGGAUGAUACAAAGAUAGGUGGAGGAGUAGGUAGUACUGAGGAAUUAAUGUGCAGCACGACAGAUAAAUUGGAAGAAUGGGCAAAAAAAGUGGCAGAUGGAAUACAGUGAUGGGAAAUGUAUGAUAAUGCAUUUUGGCAAAAGGAACAAUAGUGCAGACUAUUAUCUAAAUGGGGAGAAGGUUGAAACAUCAGAUGUACAAAGAUACUUAGGAGUCCUCAUGCAAGACUCCCAGAAGGUUAAUUCACAGGCUGAGUCUGUGAUAAAGAAAGCAAAUGCAAUGUUGGCAUUUAUUUCAGGGGAAUAGAAUAGAAAAGCAAGGAGAUAAUACUGAGGCUUUAUAAGACACUAGUCAGGCUGCACUUGGAGUAUUGUCGACAGUUUUGGGCCCCAUAUCUCAGAAAGGAUGUGUUGUCACUGGAGAGAGUCCAGAGGUGGUUCAGGAGGAUGAUUCCAGGAAUAAAGGGGUUAACAUAUGAGGAAUGUUUGGCAGCUUUGGGUCUGUACUCACUGGAAUUUAGAAGAAUGCAGAGGGAUCUCAUUGAAAUCUCCCGCAUAUUGAAAGGGCUAGAUAUGAUGGUGGAUGUGGAAAGGAUGUUUCCUAUGGUGGGGGUAUCCAAAACUAGAGGGCACAGCCUCAAAAUUGAGAGGCAACCUUUUAGAAUAGAGGUAAGGUGGGAUUUUUUUUUAGCUCAAGAGUAGUGAAUCUUUGGAAUGCUCUGCCAUGGACUGAGGUGGAGGCCAAGUCCAUGGGUAUAUCUAAUGCAAAAGACGAUCGUUUCCUGCUCAGUCAGGGUAUCAAAGGAUAUGGGGAGAAGGCAGGUGUAUGAGGUUCAGUGGGAUCCAGGAUCAGCCAUGAUGGAAUGGCGGUGCUGACUUGAUGGACUGAAUGGCCUAGUGCUGCUCAAUGUCUUAUGGUUUUCUGGUCUUAACACUUUCUGGGAGUAACAAACAAAGGGGAAAUUAUUAUUUUGUUAAAGCAAUAGUGUGCUAAUCUGUUAUAUAUGAUCAUUGUUGGUUUAAUAUGCUUAUUAAAGAAUAUAUUUCUAUUAAACUAGUUGGAAACUAAAUGAUUGUUAUAUGAUCUAUACGGUUGUUACAAAAUUCAAAAUAAAGUCUCUCAUAUCAAGUCAA